GGUAUCAUGACGGGAGCCAAAGGCAGUCGCUCACCCAACUGAGCCACCCAGGCGCCCCUGGCUAUGAACUCUCUUAAGCAUCAUGAACCCUUCUGAAAACCCAAAGCUAUGAAUUCUCCUGUUCUAAUCUCACCCCCAUUAAAAAAUAGGACCAGAAGAAUACAUUUUAUGUACAAAUUCCUGGGAGUUAGAGACACUACUCCAACCACCAAGCCCAUCCAAGAAGCCUAGGUUAAGAAUUCCUGUGUAGAGGGUGAACCAAGAUCGUCCGACCACCAUGUGGGGAAGAUGUUGCCAUGGCUAGGGGAGGCUUGAGAGCAACCCCGUCGUUCAGAACUGUAAGCUCAGAGAUUCUGAGAUCCUUGUCGGGCAGCCCACUCUUGAUUUUCACCUUGAGGCUAAAACCUAACACCAGCCAACCAGAAAGCCCCUGAAGGGUCGUACUGUGAAACAUCCUCUGUGUGUGAAGCAUCCGCCGUCCGUGAAGUAUGCCCGGUGCUUUCUCUCGGAGCUCAUCAGAAAGCACGAGGCUGUCCACACGGAGCCUUUGGACGAGCUGUACGAGGCAUUGGCAGAGGUCCUGAUGGCCGAGGAGCCCACCCAGUCCCACCGGAGCUAUCUGCUGCCUUCCGGAGACUCAGUCACACUCUCUGAGAGCACAGCCAUCAUUUCCCAUGGCACCACCGGCCUGGUCACGUGGGAUGCCGCACUCUACCUUGCAGAAUGGGCCAUAGAGAACCCGGCUGCCUUUGCUCACAGGAUUGUCUUAGAGCUCGGCAGUGGAGCUGGCCUCACGGGCCUGGCCAUUUGCAAGACAUGCUGUCCCAGCACGUACAUCUUCAGCGACUGUCACACCUGUGUCCUUGAGCAGCUCCGAGGAAACAUCCUUCUCAAUGGCCUCUCAUUGGAACCAGAUACCACUGACCCUGCAAGGCACCCAGGACAUAACACCUACAACUCAGAGAGCCCCAGGGUGAUGGUGGCCCAUUUGGACUGGGACGUUGUGACGGCCCCUGAGCUCGCUGCCUUCCAGCCAGACGUAAUCAUAGCAGCAGAUGUGCUGUAUUGCCCAGAGACUGUUUUCUCCCUGAUCAGAGUCCUACAGAGGCUCUCUGCUUGCCUGAAGAACCAGCAGGCUCCUGAGGCCUACAUUGCCUUCACCAUCCGCAACCCAGAGACCUGCCAGCUGUUCACGAGCGAGCUGGGCCGAGCUGGGAUCCCAUGGGAAGCAGUGCCUCAUCACAACCAGAAGCUGUUUCCCUACGAAGAGCACUCAGACAUGAAAAUUUUGAAAUUAAUGCUGUAGGUUUACAAACGUUUUUAAAGAUCAACAUGAAAAUUAAAUCACCAUCCUGGAAAGAAUUUUCAUGCGCCAAAGCUGAUAAAAUUUUCACUGGACUUGAAUGCUUGAAGAAUGCUAAAUUCAGAAUCAGGACUGCAAACUGUGUUCUAAUAAAAUAUAAACUAUUCAA
This is a messenger RNA of Mustela erminea (ermine), 1472 nucleotides long. It is a transcript of the gene EEF2KMT, whose product is annotated as eukaryotic elongation factor 2 lysine methyltransferase. Bases 584 to 1306 code for a protein of 240 amino acids. The transcript has 7 exons. Lineage: Eukaryota; Metazoa; Chordata; Mammalia; Carnivora; Mustelidae. The record is from RefSeq and is a predicted model, not a curated record.